Saprolegnia parasitica CBS 223.65 is the source of this 1655-nucleotide messenger RNA. RefSeq lists its product as hypothetical. Gene Ontology annotation, molecular function: glutaminyl-tRNA synthase (glutamine-hydrolyzing) activity. The record is from RefSeq and is a predicted model, not a curated record. Gene Ontology annotation, biological process: glutaminyl-tRNAGln biosynthesis via transamidation; mitochondrial translation. Lineage: Eukaryota; Oomycota; Saprolegniomycetes; Saprolegniales; Saprolegniaceae. Bases 17 to 1606 code for a protein of 529 amino acids. The transcript has 6 exons.
GUGCAAUCUGUUGGUGAUGUCGGCCGCCGCCAAGCUGAGUGCAUGGGAGGUAUGCAUUGGGCUUGAGAUCCAUGCGCAGAUCCAGUCAGUCUCCAAGCUCUUCUCCGGUGCGAGUGCAGCGACGAAAGGCUCGCUCGUACCGAACACGCGCGUUUCGUUCUUUGACGCAGCCCUUCCUGGCACGCUCCCCAGCGUGAACACGGCCUGCGUGCAGCAAGCCGUGCGCACGGCCCGCGCGCUCCAGAGCGACGUCCAGCUGCGCAGCGUCUUUGAGCGCAAGCACUACUUCUACUGCGACCUCCCGCUCGGGUACCAGAUCACGCAGCAGCGCGCGCCGAUCGCGACCAAAGGCGUCCUCAAGUUCCAGGUCCAGGAAGCCAAGCCGGUCGUGCAGACCAACUUUACGAGCCGCAAGGAGAAGAACGCCGCGUCCAAGAAGGCAGCGUCCAAGGCCGACGACGAGUGGGUCGAGAAGAGCGUGCGCAUCAACCGUAUCCAGAUCGAGCAGGACUCGGGCAAGAGCAUCCACACGCUCGACGCGACGCACGUCGACCUCAACCGCGCGGGCACGGGCCUCAUGGAGAUCGUCUUCGAGCCGGAUCUUCGCAGCGCCGCCGAGGCCGGUCAGGUGCUCCGCGAGGUGCAGCACUUGCUGCGGCACAUUGGCACGUGCGACGGCAACAUGGAAGAGGGCUCGAUGCGCUGCGACCUCAACGUGAGCGUGCGGCCCAAGCCAAGCACGCGCGAAGAGGAGACGAGCAUCCCGUUUGGCGAACGCGUCGAAGUCAAGAACAUGAAUAGCAUCAAGAACCUCGUCAAGGCCGUCGAGUACGAGAUGGAGCGCCAGGUGGACCACAUCCUCGCGACGGGCACGCGCAUCGCCAAGGAGACGCGGACGUUUGACGCAGCGACAGGCAUGACGAAACGCAUGCGCACCAAGGAAGGCGCCAAGGACUACCGGUUCUUCCCUGAGCCCGACCUUCCGCCGCUCGUGAUUACGCCGACGUUUGUCGACGACGCACUCGCGACGCUGCCAGAGCUGCCAGAAAAGAUGAAGGCGCGGCUCCGUGCGACGUACGGUCUCUCGGCCUACGAAGCGUCCGUCCUUGUGCUGACGCCGUCGGCCGUCGACUUUUUCGAAGCCGUUUGCGCGGUGGACUCGCGACCACACAAGCUCGUGGCCAACUGGGUGCUGAACGACCUCUUCUCGCUCCUCAAAGCGACCAACACGGGCAUUGCGGAGAGCCCCGUGUCACCCGACCGUCUCGGGGAGCUCGUGGACCUCAUUGUAAACGAGACGAUUUCAGGCAAAAUGGCCAAGGAGCUCAUUGAGCGCAUGUACUACGAAGACAGCCGCCCGCCCGCGGCGAUUGUCGAGGAGCAGGGCUGGGCGCAAAUCACGGACGUGGCCGAGCUCACGCGCUACUGCCAAGCCGUGCUUGCCGAGCCGAAAAACCAAAAGAACGUCGCGGCGUACCGUGGCGGCAAGGCGCAGCUCUUCGGCUUCUUCAUCGGCCAGGUCAUGAAGGCGUCCAACGGCCUCGUGCACCCCGAGAAGGUCAACGACAUCAUGCGGGCCCUGCUUAAGACGCCCACGGACGCCUAAAGAGGCAGCCGCGAUAGACAUGCAUCCAACGAAAAGUGUGCAGACAAUA